AUGCAGUCACACGAGCAGAUUGCCUACUUGGGUCCAAAGGCUUCAUAUACGCAUCAGGCAACUCUAAGUGCUUUUGAUUCCGACAACUAUACCUUCUCACCACAAACGACCAUUGAAGAUGUCUUCUACCAAGUGCAAGCAGGAAAGGCUGCUUAUGGUGUCGUCCCAUUCGAAAACUCGACCAAUGGAUCUGUAGUCUUCACACUAGAUCUCUUUGCAGACCAGAGUGCGAAACACCCGGAUAUUGUGGUCUGUGGCGAACGCUAUGUUGAAGUACACCACUGUCUACUAGGCCAUCCCGCAAUUUCUGGGCAGGGACAUGCAACCGGGCCGGCCAAGGUACUCCAGGAGGAAACCAAGAGCCCGAGCAGCUCUGGCCAUGCUACGCCUAUACCAGGCAACCCCAACCCGACAAACUCACGCGCAGCGCCAUUGACUUCCCUCUCACAUAUCAAGAAGCUAUAUUCGCAUCCGCAGGCUUGGGGGCAAUGCAAGACUUUCUUAUCCUGCUAUCUCAAGGGUGUCGAGCGACAGGAUGUAUCGUCUACUUCCCGAGCAGCAGAGCUCGUAGCGGCAGACGAUACACACACAUCGGCAGCAAUCAGCAGUGGGAUCGCGGCACAAAUGACUGGUCUGGAUUUCCUGGCACGCGAUAUCGAGGACGAAAAGGAUAAUGCUACACGCUUUUUCAUUAUUCGGAGAAGAAGUCUUGAGGACACGUCUCCCUCGUCUGUCACCACUGGAAAGGACGCAGACAACCAACAGAACGCUCGGGCAUUCAAGUCGCUGCUUUCGUUCACUGUUUCUCACACCGAUGCCGGAGCACUGGCUAAUGCCUUGGCUGUUUUUGGAUCACACGGUAUCAAUCUGACCAGCAUCAAUCCCCGACCAAGCGGAGAGGCACCAUGGCAUUACAUGUUCUUUGUUGAAUUCUCAGGCAAGCGAGGCCAGCUCGCCGUCGACGAUACACUCAGCGGUCUAGACAAGGUCGUCAGGUCUUGGAGGUGGCUGGGCAGCUGGGAAAAUGCUCUGCAGCAAAAGCAAUGA
This is a messenger RNA of Aureobasidium pullulans EXF-150, 1047 nucleotides long. RefSeq names its product PDT-domain-containing protein. The coding region runs from base 1 to 1047 and encodes 348 amino acids. Gene Ontology annotation, molecular function: prephenate dehydratase activity; chorismate mutase activity. Gene Ontology annotation, biological process: L-phenylalanine biosynthetic process. NCBI's taxonomy places the organism in Eukaryota, Fungi, Ascomycota, Dothideomycetes, Dothideales, Saccotheciaceae. The record is from RefSeq and is a predicted model, not a curated record. The transcript is spliced from 2 exons. Gene Ontology annotation, cellular component: cytoplasm.